AUGGCCGUGGCUCUGGGACAGGCCGGCGCCCGCAUCGUUCUGGUCGCCCGUCGCCAACAGCCCCUGGCUGACGCCGUCUCGGAUCUGGAGAAGCUGGGAGUGACGGCGCACGCCCAUCCGGCCGACGUGGCGGACCGCGACGCUCUCAAGGCUACCGUUGACACCAUCCUCCAGAGCUAUGGCGCGCCAGACAUCCUAGUCAACGCCGCGGGCAUCAACCUCCGUCCACCUCUGUCUGAUCUCACCGAGUCCGACUGGGACGCCACCCUCGCCGCGAACCUGACGGCGCCCUUCAUCCUGGGCCAGGCGUGCGGGCCCCUCAUGGCCGCCCGCGGGUCGGGCCGCAUCAUCAACGUCGUCUCGCAGCAGGCAUUCAGGGCGUACGGCAACAGCGGCGCAUACGGCGCCAGCAAGGCCGGGCUGGUGGCCCUGACGCGGAGCCAGGCCGAGGCGUGGAGCAGCCGGGGCGUCAUGUGCAACGCCGUGGCGCCCGGGGUCGUGCAGACGCCCCUGACGGCUGCGGUGUUUGAAGACGAGGACAGGGCGAGGGCCCAUGCGGCGAGGACCAUGGUUGGGAGGAAUGGCGCGCCGGAGGACUUUGAGGGCGUGGUUGUGUGGUUGGCUAGUCGGGCGAGCGAUGCGGUGACGGGGCAGACGAUCUUUGUGGAUGGUGGCUAUUCGGCGACAUAA
Messenger RNA from Phaeoacremonium minimum UCRPA7, 690 nucleotides. RefSeq names its product putative short-chain dehydrogenase reductase sdr protein. Gene Ontology annotation, molecular function: oxidoreductase activity, acting on the CH-OH group of donors, NAD or NADP as acceptor. Lineage: Eukaryota; Fungi; Ascomycota; Sordariomycetes; Togniniales; Togniniaceae. The record is from RefSeq and is a predicted model, not a curated record. The transcript has a single exon. Bases 1 to 690 code for a protein of 229 amino acids.